UGGUGGCUUUCUUGAAGUGGCUCAGUGGUGCAUCCAGCUCCACAGUUUCUGCUCCCUCCAGCUAUGACUCACAGAGUUCUUCUGUUAACAGCCUUGGCCUUAUUAUGUCAUGGGUUCAACCUGGAUACUAAGCAUGCAACGCUAUUCCAAGAGAAUGCAGCGGGCUUCGGGCAAAGUGUGGUCCAGCUUGAGGGAUCCCGGUUGGUGGUUGGAGCCCCCCAGGAGAUAAAGGCUGCCAACCAAACAGGUGGCCUCUACCAGUGUGACUACAGCAUGGGCAAGUGUGAGCCUAUCUCCCUGGAGGUCCCCCUGGAGGCGGUGAACAUGUCUCUGGGCCUGUCUCUAGCAUUUGCCACCAACCCUUUUCGACUGCUGGCCUGUGGUCCCACUGUGCACCAAACUUGUAAGGAGAACACCUAUGUGAAUGGCUUAUGCUUCCUGUUUGGAUCCAACCUACGGCAGCAGCCCCAGAGAUUCCCAGAGAGCCUCAGAGAGUGCCCUCGGCAAGACAGUGAUAUUGCCUUCUUGAUUGAUGGUUCUGGUAGCAUCAUCCAGAGCGACUUUCAGAAGAUGAAGGAUUUUGUCUCAACUGUGAUGGGUCAAUUCAAGAAAUCCAAAACCUUGUUUUCUUUAAUGCAGUACUCUGAAGACUUCCAGACUCAUUUCACCUUUAAUGAAUUCAAGAAAAACCCUAACCCAUCAUUGCUGGUGAGGCCAAUAAAACAGUUGCGUGGGCGGACACACACUGCCACAGGAAUCCGCAAAGUAGUAAGAGAAUUGUUUCAGAGCAGUAGUGGAGCGCGGGAGAAAGCCUUUAAGAUCCUAGUAGUCAUCACGGAUGGAGAAAAGUUUGGCGAUCCCUUGGAGUACAAGGAUGUCAUUCCUGAAGCAGACAAAGAGGGGAUCAUUCGCUAUGUCAUUGGGGUGGGAGCUGCUUUCAACAGUCCCAAAACUCGUGAAGAGCUUAAUACCAUUGCAUCAAAGCCUCCUCGUGAUUAUGUGUUCCGGGUGAAUAACUUUGAAGCUCUGAAGACCAUUCAAAACCAGCUUCAGGAAAAGAUCUUUGCAAUUGAGGGUACUCAGACAGGAAGUACCAGCUCCUUUGAACAUGAGAUGUCUCAGGAAGGCUUCAGUGCUGCCAUCACCUCUAAUAAUCUCUUGCUAGGUGCUGUGGGAAGCUUUGACUGGGCUGGUGGAGCUUUUCUGUAUGUGUCAAAGGACAAAUUCACCUUCAUCAACACAACCAGGGUAGAUUCAGACAUGAAUGAUGCUUACUUGGGUUAUGCUGCCGAAGUCAUAUGGAGGAGCAGGGUGCAAAAUCUGGUUCUUGGGGCACCUCGAUAUCAGCACACUGGCCUGGUGGUGAUGUUUAGAGAGAAUGCUGGUACCUGGGAGACCAACACUGUUAUCAAGGGUAGCCAGAUUGGCUCCUACUUUGGGGCCUCCCUCUGCUCUGUGGACAUGGACAAAGAUGGCAGCUCUGACCUGGUCCUUAUUGGGGCCCCCCAUUACUAUGAGCCGACAAGGGGGGGCCAGGUGUCUGUGUGCCCCUUGCCUCGGGGGCAGAGGGCUAGAUGGCAGUGUGAGACUGUUCUCCAUGGGGUUCAGGGCCACCCUUGGGGCCGUUUUGGGGCAGCCCUGACAGCGCUGGGAGAUGUGAAUGGAGACAAGCUGACAGAUGUGGCCAUUGGGGCCCCAGGAGAGCAGGAGAACCGGGGUGCUGUUUACCUAUUUCAUGGAACCUCAAGACCGGGCAUUAGCCCUUCCCACAGCCAGCGGAUUGAAGGCUCCCAGCUCUCCCCCACACUACAAUAUUUUGGUCAGUCACUGAGUGGGGGCCAGGACCUCACAAUGGAUGGACUGGUGGACCUGGCUAUCGGAGCCCAAGGCCAUGCACUGCUGCUUAGAUCCCAGCCUGUGCUGAGACUUGAGGUGACCAUGGAGUUCACACCCAAAGAAGUGGCAAGGAAUGUGUUUGAAUGUCGUGCAAAGGUGGUGAAAGGUCAGACUGCUGGGGAGGUUAGAGUUUGCCUUCGUGUCCGCAAGAAUACACGGGACAGGCUAAGAGAAGGAGAGAUUCAGAGCAACAUCACAUAUGACUUGGCUCUGGAGCCAACUCUCCCACAUCCCCGAGUUGUCUUUGAUGAGACAAAGAACAGCACACGCAGACAGACAAGAAUCUUGAGGCUGAAUCAAGAAUGUGAGACCCUAAAGCUACUGUUACCGUAUUGUGUAGAGGAUUCAGUGAACCCCAUCAUCCUGCACUUCAACUUCUCUCUGGUGGGGAAACCCUUGUCCUUAUUCGGGAACCUCCAGCCAGUGCUGGCUGUGGAUGCUCAGAGACUCUUCACAGCUUCGUUUCCUUUUGAGCAGAAUUGUGGCAGUGACAACAUUUGCCAUGAUGACCUCAGCAUCACCUUCACUUUUAUGGGUCUGGAUACCCUGGUGGUGGGUGGUCCCCGAGACCUGAAUGUGACAUUGACUGUGAGAAACCAGGGAGAGGACUCCUACAGGACUCAAGUUACCUUCUUCUACCCACCUGGCCUGUCCUAUAGGAGGAUGUCAGUGACUCAGAAGCAGCGCUCACAGCGACCAUGGCGCCUGACUUGUGAGUCUGAAGACUCCACCAAUGGGCCCGAGGCUUUGAAGAAUAGCAGCUGCAACAUAAGCCACCCCAUCUUCCCAAACUACUCAGAGAUCACCUUUAAUAUCACAUUUGGUGUGGAAUCUGAUGCUUUCUUUGGAAACAGACUACUACUCAAGGCCAAUGUGACCAGUGAGAACAACACAACUAAGACCAACAAAACUGAAUUCCAACUGGAGUUGCCUGUGAAAUACACUGUCUUCGUGGUGGUCACCAGCCAUGAAGUCUCCACCAAAUACCUCAGCUUCAUAGCCUCAGAGAAGACCAGCCACAGUAUAAAGCACCAGUAUGAGGUCAACAACUUGGGACAGAGGAGCCUCCCCAUCAUUGUGGUCCUCUGGGUGCCUAUCAAGCUGAACCAGGUGGCUGUGUGGGACAACCUCCAAGUCACCUUUUCCCAGAACCUCUCCAGAACAUGCAACACCACGGAGAAUUCUCCCCCUCUCUCUGACUUCAUGGCAGAGCUUAAGAGGGCCCCAGUGGUGAACUGCUCCAUUGCUGUCUGCCAGAGAAUCCAGUGUGACAUCCCAUCCUUCAGCAUCCAGGAAAAAGUCAACAUUACCCUCCAAGGCAAACUCUCAUUUGACUGGUAUAUCAAGACUUCAGCAAACUACCUUCAGGUUGUGACCACGGCAGAGGUCUUGUAUGAUGAUUCGAAGUUUGCCCUGCUUCCAGGACAGGAGGCAUUUCUGAGGGCCCAGAUAGAAACCAAAGUGGAGCCAAAUGAAGUGCACAACCCUGUACCACUUAUAGUGGGCAGCUCAGUGGGGGGGCUGGUGCUUCUGGCCCUCAUCACCGCUGGACUGUACAAGCUUGGCUUCUUCAAACGGCAGUACAAGGACAUGAUGAGUGAAGCUGGUCCCAAUGCCCAGCCCCAGUAACAGCUCCUUCCCCAUUGAGUGGCCUCUCCUGCAGCAAGUAGGAUUGUGGUUAGACCAGCAUGCAGGUCCCCAGGCUGUUGGGCAGACUCCGCUAUUAGGAGAGUGGGGUGGUAACAUCUCAGUCGAAAAAGAACUGCUUGGGUUUCCAUUCAUGUGUGUGUGUGUUUGUGCAAGUGUGUGUGAAAGCAUGUGCAUGAGUUGUGUGUGUGACUCAGAUGUCUUUUGCAUGGGGAUGAGUGCUGUCAGUACAACCUCUCAGGCAGAAGAGAAUUGCUUAGGCUUCUUUGUGUGUGGGUGAAGGUGCCAUUGGGCCUUCCUCUUGACAGAAGUGAUGGCAGAUUUUGUGGGUGAAGAUAAAGGGAAAUGUAACAGAUCUUGUUCCUGCUGAAGGAAGCAAGACCUUCUUUCAUGGGUGAGGACACAUAUCUGCAGGAUGCUUUGCAGCUGGAUCAAGACCACAUGGAGGAGCUGUGAUGGAGCCAGGAUCUGAUUAGCCACCAGGAGCCUGUCCACUCAUUCCAUUCCAUACUAGAGCUACAUAAGGUCCAAUGAGCAAUGGUGCACCUCCUUUUAUGUAUGCAUUUACUUAUUAUUUUAAUAUUACUUUUAUUUUUUGGAAGGGUAAACCCAUCGACAGAACAAAAAUCAAAAGUUGUCCAAGCAUGAAUGAUGAAAAUUUUCCCUUCCAUCCUGGUCCCUCUAGCCAUUCAAGUCCUUCCUAAGGGGUUAUAAGGUUAUGUGUUUUGGGGUCUUCUUCACAAAGAUUUUAAGCAUAUGCAAACACACACACAUAAGCUUUUUUACACAAAUGGUAAUAGGUGUUAUUUAUACUGUUUUGCAUCUUGCUUUAUUUAUCAAUAUGGCUUAGAUGUUUUAUAUCAAGACAAAGUAUUUUUUUUCAUUCUUUUUUACAGCUGUGUAGUAUCCCAUUGUAUGGAAAGAUCAUGAUGUAUUUAACCAGUUUCUUUUCGGUAUAUUAUUUCCAACCUCUCGCAACUACAAACAAUGAUGAAUUAAUAAAUUGAAUAUAUGUAA
This is a messenger RNA of Prionailurus viverrinus (fishing cat), 4560 nucleotides long. RefSeq names its product integrin subunit alpha M (gene ITGAM). Gene Ontology annotation, cellular component: integrin complex; external side of plasma membrane. Lineage: Eukaryota; Metazoa; Chordata; Mammalia; Carnivora; Felidae. Gene Ontology annotation, molecular function: integrin binding. Gene Ontology annotation, biological process: integrin-mediated signaling pathway; cell adhesion mediated by integrin; cell-cell adhesion. The transcript is spliced from 30 exons. The record is from RefSeq and is a predicted model, not a curated record. The coding region runs from base 64 to 3525 and encodes 1153 amino acids.